Messenger RNA from Spea bombifrons (plains spadefoot toad), 1922 nucleotides. It is a transcript of the gene LPCAT2, whose product is annotated as lysophosphatidylcholine acyltransferase 2. Gene Ontology annotation, cellular component: endoplasmic reticulum. The transcript is spliced from 15 exons. NCBI's taxonomy places the organism in Eukaryota, Metazoa, Chordata, Amphibia, Anura, Pelobatidae. Bases 16 to 1725 code for a protein of 569 amino acids. The record is from RefSeq and is a predicted model, not a curated record. Gene Ontology annotation, molecular function: calcium ion binding; 1-acylglycerophosphocholine O-acyltransferase activity.
GGUUAACUGGUGUCGAUGAGAGGAAGAGGGAGGGGUAAAUACCAAGAGAGAACUGGCUGUGUUAAAGAAGGAAGAACAAGCUUCUGCUGUGUCUUAGCCUUAACCAAACCGACAAAUGUCGACAUGGUACAACAGUAUGCACCCCGUCUACCACGGCAGAAAUCUUUCAUUCCUCCGCAGAUUCCAAAUCCAUUUGUGCAUGAAGUGGACUUGAGUCUGGCCAGCAAGAUACGUAUGGUGUUAUGUGCUCUGGUUCUUCUCCCAAUCCGAGUUGUACUCUUUAUGGUUGUGCUAACGCUGGCAUGGUUAAUUGCAAAGAUUUCUACCAGCUGUUGUACUGAUAAGAUGACUCAGCCAAUCAGAGGCUGGAGACGGAAUGUCACAAAGUCCAUUAUUGGCACAGUUGGUCGCCUCUUUUACAUCUGUAUGGGAUUCCAUGUCCGUGUACAGGGAAAACCAGCAUGUUCAACCGAGGCCCCCAUCAUUGUAGUUGCUCCACACUCUUCCUUUUUCGAUGGCAUUGCAGUGAUUGUAUCUGGAAUGCCCUCCAUUGUGUCCAGGGCUGAAAAUGUUGCUGUGCCCAUGUUUGGCAGAAUACUUAUGUCUCUCCAGCCUGUACUUGUGUCACGCGUGGACCCGGAUUCCCGUAAAAAUACAAUCAGUGAAAUAAAAAGACGCGCAUCAUCAGGAGGGGAAUGGCCACAGAUACUAAUGUUUCCUGAGGGUACCUGUACAAAUCGAUCAUGUUUAAUCUCUUUUAAACCAGGUGCAUUUCUUCCUGGAGUUCCAGUUCAACCUGUUAUUCUGCGAUACCCCAAUAUACUGGACACUGUGACUUGGACAUGGCAGGGAUACUCUGUUCCCAAACUCAUGCUCAUGACACUGUGCCAAAUCUGCACCAACGUGGAAGUUGAGUUCCUUCCUGUGUACGUGCCCUCUGAUGAUGAAAAGAGAGAUUGUUUCUUGUAUGCAAACAACGUUCGACAAGUCAUGGCCCAGGCUCUGGGGCUGCCUGUGACGGACCACACGUAUGAAGACUGCAGACUGAUGUUGACAGCUGGAGAGUUGACCUUGCCUAUGGAAGCUGGUCUUGUGGAGUUCACUAAAGUCAGCAAGAAGUUAAACCUAAAGUGGGAUAACAUCAGGAGUCAGUUGGAGGUAUUUGCUACAAUUGCUGCCUCAUCCAAAGGAGGAAGAAUAGGGAUGGAAGAGUUUUCCUCCCACCUCAAGCUUCCAGUAUCUGAGGUUCUGAGAGAGCUGUUUGCAUUGUUCGACAGGAACAAAGAUGGCACCAUAGAUUUCAGAGAAUAUGUAAUCGGUGUAGCAGUGCUUUGCAAUCCUGCCAAUACAGAGGACACCAUUCAGCUGGCAUUUAAGCUGUUUGAUGUUGAUGAAGAUGGCAGUAUAACGAUGAAUGAGUUCACUUCCUUGCUGCAGUGUUCUCUGGGAGUGCCAGAUCUCGAUGUCUCAAAACUAUUUAUGGAAAUGGACGCAGACAAGUCAGGAAAAAUCUCUUACGAAGAGUUUAAGAACUUUUCCCUGAAGCAUCCAGAAUACGCCAAGUUGUUCACAACUUACUUGGACCAUCAAAGGUAUUACCUGCACAUGCUGCAGGAAGAGGAGAACCUGAAACAGUGUUUAGAGGCUCAGAAUACAGAAGCCGCUGUACAACCUACAAUCGGAGUGGUUGAGACCGUCGGCAUUUCGGAUAAAAAAGAGGACUGAAGAUAUACACAAUUGUAUCACCUUCUUGAGAAUCCUUUAAAACUUUUUUUUAACCCUGUUGAUGCUAAAUAUAAAAACAUGAGCCGACUGGUAAUUGAAGCAAGUUCAAGCACAUGUUAAAAAUAACAAAAGCCUAUUAUGUGCACCUGUGUAUCACUGUAACCUAAAAUAAAGUGUUUUAUUAUACAAUGAUACAA